Gaeumannomyces tritici R3-111a-1 is the source of this 2487-nucleotide messenger RNA. RefSeq names its product mitochondrion protein. Gene Ontology annotation, cellular component: MICOS complex. NCBI's taxonomy places the organism in Eukaryota, Fungi, Ascomycota, Sordariomycetes, Magnaporthales, Magnaporthaceae. The coding region runs from base 97 to 2073 and encodes 658 amino acids. Gene Ontology annotation, biological process: cristae formation. The record is from RefSeq and is a predicted model, not a curated record. The transcript is spliced from 3 exons.
CACUGAGAGCAUUUUCACGCGGCCAAGCGCCGUCACGAUCCCACCCAUUGCCCAAACCAACUCCCUCAGCGCCGCACCCCGCUACACCACGCCCUCAUGCUGCGGACAUCGCUGAGAUCCGUGAGGGGGGCCGGCGGCAGGUCCUUCGCGGCCGCCGCCAGCCGUCAAUGGCAGCUUGGAGUUGCCGCCCCUGCUCGGGUUACCGUCAAGAGGUUCUUUGCCGAUAAGAAAACACCCGAGCCCGCCGUCAUCCCACCCAGCGAGACCAGGACAGCAGCUGCCAGCCAGGCACCCCCGCCUACAUCGCAAGUCCGGGUCGAGGCCUCGCAAAUACAGCCAGAGAAUGUACCUCUUACACCUCCUGCAGCUCCCGCGGCCCCUCCCAAGAAGAAGAAGGGCUUCUUCCGCCGCCUGCGCAACUAUAUACUCACCAUGACGUUCCUGGGCGCCCUGGCCUUUGGCGGUGGCGUCUGGUACUCGCGCAUCAACGACAGCUUCCACGACUUCUUCACUGCUUACGUACCGUACGGUGAGCAGGCCGUGCUCUAUCUCGAGGAGAUGGACUUUCGCAAACGCUUUCCCCGCAUAGCCCAGCGUGAGGCUUCCAGCAACCCCAGGGACUCGGAUGCCAGCGUCCGCAUUCCCGCCCAGAGCGGUGCGUCAUGGCGUGUUGCCGAUACCGAGCCACCCGUGAAGCGCGAGUCCAGCGCAGUCAAGACGGAGGGGGCCAAGCAGGCAGCCAAGGCCAAGGCCCCUCCCAAGGAGUAUCCAGCACCCGAGGUGAAGCAGCCGGCUCCUGCCAAGAAGCCGACAGCCUCGCCCAAGGCCAAGGCUUCUCAAGUCGCUGCUCCUGCGCCUGCUGCUGCGCCUGCUGCUGCCGCAUUCACUCCGCCCGAGGUUGAUGAGCCCUCUCGCUGGCCGCCAGCCUCGCCCAUCGACCCGCUUGCGGUUAACGAUGCGAACGAGCCCGUGGUGCAGGAUCUGGUCAAGCUCCUCAACGACAUCAUCACCGUCGUUAACGCCGACGGUGCCAAUGCGCGCUACGGACCCACGAUCGGAAAGGCCAAGCAGGCCGCCGAGCAGCUCGGCGGCAAGAUCCGCGAAAUGAAGAAGGUGGCACAGGACGAGGCGGCCGUCACAGUCAAAGAGCAGAUCGACAAGCUCGAGACCCACGCGGCGGAUCUUAUUUCGCGCAUUGAGGGGCACAUGACUGCGCAGGAGUCCCGGUGGCGUGAGGAAUUCGAGGCCGAGAUGGCCCGGGCUCAGGAAAUAUUCGACGCUCGGCUCAAGACCAUGACGGAGCGAGAGAGGGAGGUUGCCGAGGCCAAGAUGCAAAACAGGCUUCUCGAGCAGGCUCUUGAGCUGCAGCGCCAGUUCAAGGAGGAAGUCAAACAGCGCGUCGAAACGGAGCGCGAGGGCCGUCUCGGCCAGCUUGAGAGUCUUAGCACCGCGGUCAGCGAGCUCGAUCAGCUCACCUCGAGCCUGGACGAGGUCGUAGACGUGACCAAGAAGACGCAGCAGCUCAACGUUGCCGUUGAUGCGGUCAGGGCCAGCCUCGAGGCAUCCUCUACGGGGCCUGCGGCGCCUCCUCGCCCCUUCAUCCGUGAGCUGGCGGCACUCAAGGAGAUCGCGCGGGGCGACGACGUGGUAGAUGCAGCCAUCGCGAGCAUCCACCCCUCGGCGUACCAACGGGGAAUCCCGAGCACUGCAGAGCUGAUUGACCGGUUCCGGCGCGUGGCGACCGAGGUGCGCAAGGCGGCCCUGCUGCCAAACGACGCCGGAGUGGCUUCUCACGCGUCCUCGUACGUGCUGAGCAAGGUCUUGUUCACCAAGCAGCCUGGCCCUGCCGCAGAAGCAGGCGGCGACGACGUCGAGAGCGUCCUUACGCGCGCACAAACCUACCUGGAGCAGGGCGAGCUGGAUGCUGCAGCCCGCGAGGUCAACGGCCUAAAGGGCUGGGCCAAGACGCUCAGCCGGGACUGGCUUGCAGAGGUCAGGAAGGUGCUGGAGGUCCGGCAGGCUCUCGACGUCAUCCAAACCGAGGCGAGACUUCGGAUCCUCAAGGUGGAAUAAAGUCUCACUCGACGGCAGCCCUCACAGCAGCCUGCCACAAAGAUGCCCCCGGGCCCUCCUACGUUGGCUCCAGGUUCAAAAUUCCCUUGGUCGUUUCUCGUCCAGCAUGUGUAUACGUAUACUUUAAGCCCGUCUUCGUUGUUUUGCAGAGGUGCCCACGAAAAGAAGACCGAAUUCUGGACUGCGUUUCUUUCUGUUCUUUAUUAUUCCUGGACGGACGCCCUUAUCAUGAUCCUCUUACCCCCUCAGGAACCGAGAGGCAUGCGGCCCUGGGUCCUGUCCAGCGUGUACGAGGAUGGAGCGGUGAGGUAGAAAGGAAAAAGAAUAAUAGACCAUGAACUAGACGCAGACAGGACGGUACAUGGACUUCUCCCCCCUGACCAGGCUGCCACACUGUACGACCAGUUCAUCACA